GAUCAAAGAUGGUGAUAAAGGAACCAACAUGACGGACUUAUUUCAUCAUGAGCGCGUCGAAAAAGCUCUAAAAGGUUAGUUCAGCUUAAUUUUCAUAUUUUCUUGAAAAAAUAAAGAUUCAUUGCAAAAGUUUCCACUUGCUGUGAGGGUCAAGCUAAUUAACGUUUUAUUUGCCACCUAAUCCUUGGAAACUUUUAAAUCAAGUUUUCUUUAAAAUUUUAAAUACGAUAUUACAGCAAUAUAUUUCCGUGUAGUGCUCUUUUAGGUACGUAUUACGAAUGUGUAAAAUGGAUAUCAGUUCUCUUCCAUUUUUUACUUAAAUUGUCGCCAUAAUUAAAACUUUAGGGUACCGGACUUAGAUCCAAAUGUGAUUUCCUGUGGUUCCAUUGUUUGACUAGUGUUCAACCUGCGUUUUGUAUGUUCGGCCAACCCAUACCACUGAAUAAGUUGCUGUAUCAUCACUGACUUAGAAAAUCCAGCAGUUUUUAUUCCGUCAAAAACCCAUAUCUAUCGCGGUUUACUGUUCAAAGCUUAACGAUACAUUCAUCAACACUCGAAGACCUCGAGAAUAUAUUUCUUUUUCUUUCGAGCUGUCAAUAAUACUAGCAAUAUUUUGAUUUAGCUUCUAGAAGAAAACAUAAACGAACUAACGGGAUCUCAAGAAGACAUCAUAAUACUAGAUUUGUGGUGUUUUGAAUAAGAAUAUCUUAAAAUUAAAUAACGAUUUCAACGUUUGUCAAAUAGUGAAGUCUGUUUCUCAACUGUACCAAUCAGUGGCGGAUAUUAUCUAGCAAAUCUAAAAUAUUUUUACUCGUAAAAAGAGGAGAAACAUCAAAAUUAUUCACAAGAAUUUAACAGACUGGAUAGCUUAUCCUAAAAAUCAGGAAUAACUAAAUGGCUAAAGGUUGACUCAAGGUUGAUUCCCACUCUCACGUAGUUUUUGCGUGCGUUCGCACGUGAAUUUUACGCGCGUAAAUAAAAUAGAGACAAUGUAUGGAAGGUCUCGCGUAAACGUAAAAGUUGAACCUCGCUCAACUUUCAAGUUUACGCGUGGCCUUUCAUAUAUUGAUUCGUCUUCAUUUACGCGCGUAAAUUUUAAGUGCGUUUGCCCGGAAAAAUUACGCGACAGUGGAAAUCAACUCUCAGGCUGUGUCCACACUAUAAGUGAUAGCUUUUGGUGUAGUAUAUAUGAACAGCUGGCGAUACUCUUUAGAAAUCAGCGUUUUUCGCUUCGUUACAAAUCGCGCCAAAAUCACCUUUCUUAUGUGUGGACGGAGGCAAUAUCCGGUAUGGUUAUUGUGCCGGCGCAAGAGCUUUCAGGUGUAUGUUAGCAUAGCUUCAGCUUCCUAAUCAGAAUCGCAUGAAAAAAAGGAAGCAAAAAAUUAAACUUCUUAUGUUUGAAAAUUGAAUUCUGGGAGAAGUACAAAUGUGCUCUUAUCGAAAGUGAAUCACACAGAUAACUGUUCACUCUGCUUUACGCUAUAUUAAAGUAUAACCUUCGUUAUUUGCUGAGGACGUUCGAUCAGCCCCACAUGAAAGUAAGAGGAAUUUAGCGUAAUCAUUGCUGAGGCUUACACGCCUGUCUUAUGAUCUUUGUAAUGUGAGCACGACUGGCCUGUAUUCCCUACCUUGUUAUAGAGUGUUUUUUAAGUCCGAGCUGUCAACAAGACGUUUUAAGACUGUUCGGACAAAUACACGUACGUGAUACACUUUCUUUUUCUAAAUGGUGCUAUCCUUUCCCGCUUUGCUUUACCCUAGUUAAAAGCAUAUACAAUGCUUGUGUGGUCGGCGACCAAUGGAGUGAAACAAAAAAUAAAAUCAGUAGGCAGUGCAAGCUGGCACAGAGAUUAAACAAAUGCAGAUUUUGCAGUUAUCUCAUUCAAGUUCUUAGCCUGCGUUGCAUCCGACCAACGCAUCGUUUAGACUAUCGGUACAGGCGGUUUAGACGGUCUGUGACGCAGGCUAUUUCUGUUUAGUAAAAUCCAACUGGUGGUCUAUUUUCAAUGCUGCGUUCUGAUUGGUUGACCUACUACAAGGCUAUACGUAAAAGCCCACUAGUAGCGAAAAGCGUCUGCUUUGAAAACCAAAUCAAUGGCGGCUGAAUCGCGUUUUGCUAGCUAAAGUUGUUUUGUCUCGAUAUUUUUUACCAACUAGUUGGCUAGUUAUUGUAGUUGGACUUGAACCCAAAAGUUGGAUAACACUAAUCCACGUGCUUGUACCACUCAGCUAUUUGCUUUUUGUGUGUGCGGAUCAAUUAGGUUUCUGGGAAACUGCCCACCUACCCCUCUUCUAAGCUAACAUUAACACUUACUUCUCACUUAGAGCAAAAUGAUGGCUUAGGCGAGGAGUAGGUGGGCAGUUUCCCAGAAAACCUAAGUUGAUCCGUGUUUGCUCUAGUUCUUUAACUUUACAAAUCGUUUUGUUUCAGUCACGAGGACAAUAGUUACCUACUUAAAUCUCAGGUCAUCAGAUACUGAAGAGAGGACUGUCCAGCCAUGCCCAUGGGAUGUGUGUGUCUUGUGUUUUUAGUGGGUGUGGCAGCUGCCUGGGCGGGGCUAACACGUGAGUGAGCAUCCUUUAAUUUUAUCCCUCAAGGUUAAGUUCUGUGACGUAAGGAGUUUUAUCUCCUUGUAAUUCUGGUAUCUGUGUCGUCUUAACAACCUUUUCUUACGCCGCACAGUUUAGCAUGGCUUGGUGUCUCCACCCUCAGCUAGAGUUCACAAAUAUAGCCAUCGGGGUUAUAGAUCGUUUUUGCAUGACAUCACGAAGGCUAUAUUGAUGUACUAAAUUAUCGUGGAGGAGUGACCUCUUUUCUCAUGUAAAAGCCUUCCUUUUGUCCGGAGAAGUUUACAAAGCGGCUGACCACUUGUCUCAAAACAGUCUAUCACAAUCAAAUUUUCUUUCGUUCCUUCUCCCUUCAUUUCCCCUACUCCUCAUUCACUCCUCAGUUUUACCUACUAGCUCAGUCUCAUAUGUUUGCACUCUUCUCUUAAGGCGCUUCUGAUAGCCUCGGACUCUUUCCGAUACUGUCUUAAAGGAUUAAUUAGUUAAGAAUGAGCAGGGUUCACUUACGCAGCUUAGCUAAUCUGAGCCCAAGUUUGGUCUAUCAUCUAUGUCAUUCCAGAGGAUUACAACCAAGUCUUUUACCUUGGGUUUGAUCGGUACAAUAGUGAGCGACUUUACGAUGACUCCCAGCACAAUAACAACGCCACCCUCAGGAACGCCUUGCUGGACAAGGUACCUGGAAGCUGUGGUAUGUGUCUUAAAGUGUGUUGUGGCGGUGGUGUCGAAAUAGAUGGAUCGAAAUUCGUUGGUAAGUUGCAUUCACCUUCUUUGGUGCAUUUAUAAUGAAAUCUUCUAAGUACUCAUUGUGAGAUUAAGGUUUUAUCACUUAAUUAGACACCUAGCAGGAUAUCAAUGAGUCAACCCGCAAAGGAAGUCAACCAACCAAUUAAAACUUUCAUUGAUCUGUGCGUGCGGGCACCCAGUCAAUCAACCAAAAGUGCAACCUUCAGUGAUCUGUGAGCCACCAUGCAGGUUAGCUUAUUGCUCAGUCAUUUAUUGGCUGACUGCCCCACUAAAGGAUGAAUGACAUACGGAAGUCUUAUUAAAAGAAACACCUUUAACUGGAGUAACAGUAUUGCCAGUAUUUUGAUUUACUUAAAACGCCUAUCCUACUGGAAUCACCUAGAUGGGCUGCUUUACUAUUGAUCAACGGGGCAUAACUUUUUUAUGGGAGGCAACAUGGCCGAAUUGUCCGAACGCUGGACUCGUAAUUUGACGUCCAGAGGCCUGUUUCUCGAAAGUCCCAGUAACUUUUCGGGCCAGGAAGGUUGUUUUGUGUUUGUCGUGUUUGCAUUCAAGACCAAUAAUUUUGAAAAUAAUACAACGAAACUAUCAGCUGACGAAGCAAAAUUGACUGGUUUAUGAGGUAGAAACUGUGCUACUAUCUGUACUAUUCAACAGAAUUUAAAAUUUGCCUGAGGGCCCGAAAAGUUAUCUGCACUUUCGAGAAACGGACCCCGGGUUCGAGUCCUACCCUGAUAACUAGCUGGAUUUUUUUUUUCGGUGUUUCCCACUUCAAAUCCUCGACCACGCUAGUAAAUAACUAAAGCCAACCCCUUUGGCCCCCGCUUGGUGGGUUUCUUAACAUACUUAUACUGCGAUUUUUAAAUUCUAAGAGGGCUAUAAUAAAAACUACAGGGUUACUAUAUACAUUUAAUUAUUUAGUAUUUCCCAAAUCAGCAAAUAGCAAUUUUCGCGCGUUUUUAUUGGCUCCCGUAACUCGGAAUAUCCUUGGCUAUUCAUUGUUUUGCGACCGGAGCCAAGAUGGCGUCUCGUUUCGAGACAUUUUCGGAAGACGAAAUUUUGUGCGACAAAUUAAGCAGUCGCACAAACAAAUAUCAAGAAAGCGACGAACUUGGGCUUUUCAGUGUUCACUGGUAGGUAAAAAACUAUUUUCAUGCUGAAUUUGCAACAACAUCGAAAAAUGCACUUGACAAAAUCCCCGAAAUGGUUGUAAACUGUCAAACUACUAAGUGAAGUUAUUUAUUUACAAAAAGUUACUUUUUCCAGUUUUAUUCAACUGAUUUGGUAAAGAUUAAAACAACUAUGCCCCUUAGGGUCGGUGAACAGUGCAAGAUUCAGUUAUAUACCGAGACGGUUCGCGUCUGGCUAAAUAAGCACUACUAUUCACCUCCCCUUCGGGGGAUAGUUGGAUACUAUUACCCUAGUUAAACAUGUUUAUCUUUUUUGACUCUUAGCCGUGGCAGGAUUAGCUCAGCCGGUAGAACGCCUGACUACAGAGCGGGAGGUCGUGGGUUCGUUUUCUGGGACCCGACCAACACUCAGAUUCUUAAAAUAUCUGAGAAAUAAAAGUACUUCCUUUGCCGUGCAAACGGCUAGGUCUUCACGUGGCUCGGAUGACCACGUAACUGGUGGUCCCGUCUACAGUUGGAGACGUAAAAACAGAGUUCCCAAUUGGUAAUUUGGUGCCAAAUACAUAUUGACACUCAAAUAAAGCCUUUUUUCACGAUCAAUGCAGGUACCCCAUACAUGGAAGUUAUGAUUGCCAUGAUGGUUCAGCUAAAGGACACAUCUGGGACAAUAGUGCUGUUUGAGACAAUCGGAGGACCGCCAAUGUCUAAUCACGGGGACUGUGAGUGCAUGUUUUCAGUUUCCCUUACCUGAGACCGAGAAAAAAUUAAUAAGUCCGUUUAAUAGCUUCACAGUAGUAUCUUGUAUUAGGUCAAGAGAGAGUAAUAGGCCACUUCCGAGUUCCAAAAACCCUCACUUUCAAAAUGAGGCUAGGUGCACAACCUUUCUUGUGAAAAUGAGUUUUAUUUGCAUGAGAAUGAAAAAUAUAUCAAAGGCUGAGCAUCUACCCUCGUUUUGAAAUAGAGGCCCGAGGGAACUCUGAAAUGGCCUAUUGGACAGACAGGCAAUCUUAGGACGUUGGCCGGGAUAUGUGAAUUUUUAGCGAUUGUAAUUAAACGAAAGUCCAAUUCUAGAGACGGUCGCUCAGGUUAGCCUUCUUCUUGGCUAUAAAAUUACAAGAAAAAUCACAAGCUUUUCAUUUUAUGUUUUAGCCCAGUAUCAGCUAGAAGUAGAAAACGCGAGAAUACGCUGGUUUCAUCGAAACGAAAACGGUUCUACAGUGUUUAGCAUUGUAACCGACGGACCGGUUCUUUCAAAUGGCAAAUGGUUCCAUGUGGCCGCAAUGUACGAUGGUCUGCGAGGUAGUGCUAAGAUUUAUAUUGAUGGUAAAUUGAGCAAACAAGAGUCCGCUGAUCCUGGUGUAUUCCUGUCGCGGGACUGGUCUAAAUAUGCUGGUAGGUGGAAAUAAAUCUGAGAGGCCGAAAACCUUAGCUUAGUCAUUAAUGAAGGGAUAUUCCGUUUCGUGUAGAAAACAAAACUAACGUUACACCGUCGUAAUAAGACCAGCGCGCGCAACUUUGGAAACAGGAAGCAAUCCAAUGAAUUGACAAGAACAUAUUUUUAUCCACAUACACAGGGAUUGGUGAAUUUGGCGGUAGAGGUCGCUUAGAAGGCUUUAUAGAUGAGUUCUACAUAUACAACAAGACACUCGCUGAACCGGAACUCAAAGCACUCAUACAAAAAUGUCAAGGGCCGAAGAGCACGAUGGUCUUGCAUUUGAGCUUUGACAAGAAAAGUGGUACCCAGUUUCUGGAUGAUUCAGGGCUGAUGAACCACGCCAGAAUGCCAGGACCACCUGCGGUGCCAGGCCAGCCGAUACCUCCUCCACCGCCUCGUAAGUAUUGCACGAACCACAUUGGUUACUUGUAAUUACCUCGAAUUUGGUAGGUAAGCAGUUUCCUCCCUCUCACUACAUUUCACAGAGCAGGAGCAAUAGCAAUAGCCAUGCGAAAAGAAAACUCCUCGAAACGCGCUUUUUGCACUAGCGCACAUAGUUUGACUACUAAGAAGCGUAUAAAACCCUAUUCCUAGAGAUGAAUUAACAAACGUUUGAUUUCGUUUCAAUUUUCUAUAGCUGCUAAGGGAAGUUGCGGAGAUGGCGUACAGCUAAGCGGCGGUCAAGCAGACGUGAAACUUGACGGCAAAACCUUCCGAAACAAGCCAAUUGAUGGCGUAACAAUAGCAUUAUGGAUAAACGUAUCCUCUGUAAAUGGUCUGCAUUACUUGUUUGACACGAUCGGAGGACACUCGGCGCAUAAACAUGACCAGUAUCUGCUGACCAUUAAUAACGGAGCCGUAAGUUGGAGUCAUGAUGAUGAAAAUGACAAAGAGUUGUUUAAAGUGAUUACCGAUCCUAUAGUCACUGAGAGUAAGUCAUGUGCCUCAACUUGUUCUUUUCCAUAUAAAUCAAGUACAUUGAUCUUAAAAUAUUGCUAGAUAUAUAUAUAAAACUGAAUCGCAUUGGCAGGUUCUGUAGGAUAAGUUGUUCAUUGUCUCAGACUUCCAGUUGGCAGUUGGAAAGACCAUGUUGCAUGCUCGGGGCCAUGUUCUGUUGUAAUUCGCCAUCUUGUGCGCAUCUUGAAUUGUUUACGGAAUAAAUCCUUGCUGGAAGUCUAAAAGUAUGAUAGGUUCCUCCGGUAAUUCCUCCGGUUUUUGGCUACAAUAUUUGGUGACGUUCGAGCCUGCACCUCAUCAUAUCAAGCGGGUCAAAGAGAGCAAAACAACAAUAUAUUGAAAUAAAAAACCUGGAUCUCAGGUUGUCAUCACUUGAAACGUUGCAUUAUCGAGUAUCUUAUGUCGGAACAGCUAACGAGAGAAGUAUCACCACUUACCACUCUUUCAGACGCACCAACGGCAAACUCGCUAUUCCUCUUCCCCAUACAAACUUUAUGAAAAAUAGUUUCAGUCACUCUGGAGCUGUUGUUUGUAAUAGUCUUCCUAUUGAGCUGCGGCAGGCGAACUCUCUUGGGGCCUUCAGGGCUGGCUGCAAACAAUUCUUAUAAAGAUCUAUCUAUACGGCACUUAUGUCAAGCAGGCUCUAAGUUUAACUAGGUUUCUUAAUAUUGUAAGUCAUAGUAAUUUUAGUUUUGUAUAGAAAUAGUGUUUUUAAGGGCUGAUGAGUUGACUGUGUUAGAUAAAGUCAUUCAUUCACUCGAUCAUUCAUAGAUUUAUACAAAACUCAGUAUAUUUAUUGUGCUUCUUAGAUCAGUGGAUUCACAUCGCAGUAACCUAUGGCGCUCAAAGUGCCCAAGCCAAGAUCUAUAUCAACGGGAACAUAAACAAGCAAGGGCCUGGGUCGGGAAGACUGUCAGAGGACUGGGACAGCUAUGCAGCAUUUGGCAAACACCAGGGAUCAGUGACUGACAUCGAUACAUUGGAUGAAGUGUACAUGUACAGCAGAGAGCUGUCACCAUUUGAAGUCAAAACACUUUACGACAAUUGUAACUUCGGUUCAGCUAAAACCCGUAAGUUAACAUGCGUAAAAUACAGUGGCGGAACCAGACCUCCAGAUAACGGGGGCCCCGGUCAUCCAGACCCUGGGAUGAGGCGAGGGCGGUUUUAAAAAAAAUAUAUUUUUCGACCCUUCGGGCCUCAGUUUGGUCUAGAAAUAAGGGGGGGGGGUCGGGCCCCCCGGGCCCCUCCCCUGGAUCUGCCAUCUGCCAGAUGUCUUCAACUGAACUUGAGAAUUUAAUUAUAGAUUCACAUUUAUUUAUUGCUUUCCUUUCGUUUUUCAAUUUACUCCGAAGUUACUGUCAUCUUGAAAAUUUUUGGAGGUGUAUCAUAGUAAUAUUUCAUCAUCCUGAUUUUAUUUAUAUUUUAAGAAUCGAUUGACGAUUACUAUGAAAAUCCUCAAGACAAGAAUUAACUUUAUCCCUUAGUUGGGAAAGUUUUUGGCAACAAGAUUUUCCUUUCUUUUUUGUGAGGGAUAAAAAACCAGAAGGUUGAUUAAAUUCAAACAAAUAUACCAUUAUUACCUACCCUACACAAUAAAAUAUAAGAGGCGCCUCUCACGUUUGAUUUACGUAUCUGGUGAGAGCGGUAAAAUCACGAUGUCCUUUCAGUGCUUGAUAAUGCGAUAAAAAAUCUAUUUUAUCUUUGCUUCCUUGUCGUUUUAGCGAGCACAGGCCAAGUGUUCUACUUUGGGUUUGACCGCGUUUCAGGCAGUGCGGUGUAUGAUGAUUCUGGAAGCGGAAAUAACGGUGAACUCACCAGCCUCGCCACUGUGACUAAGACCAGUGGGAAUUGUGGGAAUGGUCUUCAGCUACAUGGAGGUGAGUGAAAAUGAGGAACAAGCAAUUGAUACUAGAGGGCGCCAUAAACCGCGCUAUUUGCUGAUAUUUUUGCUCAGUGUUAUUUAUGGUUCGAAGAAAGAUUCAGAAUUGAAUCAUCUUUUGGCGUGAUUUUACAGUGAAUAGAAAAGAAUUAGUCUAGACUGGCCCCAAUUUCGUACAUGGUUUGCUCACAUAAUUAAGUUAUGUAUUUAAAGGUAGAAAAAUACCCUAUUUGCCGGUGAAAAUCUUGGUCUUGUUGGUGAAGGUCUUGUUCAAGAAAAAAGGGAAAUUCGAAGUAAACAACGGAAAAAGAAAUUAUGGUGUUAAAUCUUUCUAUCCAAUAUAAGAAUUGUCAUCUUAAGACAAAGUCAGUUCCCUGAUCUUGUUUCAUGAUUGUGCAAUUUUUCACUGGCAUCUUUCUUCAAAACAGUACCAUCAAAAUGUGGUUAUUUGUAGUUUUUCGACAUGUAAACCACUUUAACCGCUUUUUCAUUUGCUUGUUAAAUUAAAACAUAUUUUCACAGAUUGAGCAAAAUCCUUUCUCAGGAGCCUAUUUCAUUUUCCGAAGAAACUUUUCGGGCGGUUCUGUAGAGUCUGUAAAUUACAGAUCCUAAAUUUCGGUUGAUACGAGGUCUUUACCAAACCUCACAAAAAAGAGAGAUCUGACGUAUUUUAAAAAUUUGUCAGGUAACAUUCUCAUCAACGGUCAGCUGGUGAAAAGGAAACCGCUGUUCAGUGUUACCAUAGCGCUGUGGCUCAAACUUGAUAGCAAUCGUGGGCAACAAACCAUAUUUAGCACGUGCAAUCCGGACAAUCCGUGGAAUACUCGCGCCCAGUACUCACUUGAAAUCAUGGACGGGCGAGUGAGGUGGUUCCAUCGGAACGAAAAAUCGCAGGUAAAAAAUUAGUUUACUUUGAUUGUUGUUGUUGUUCUUUUUGUGUUUGUUUGUUUAUUUUAUUUUAUUUAUCAUUAUUAGUAAUGAUAACAGGACUGAAUGGAGUCCAAUUCGGUCUGUAAUCACACGAGUGAUUUGUUUAAUCACGAGUAUGAUUACAGACCGAAUUGGACGACACGAAGUUCUGUUACCAAUUAAUCAUAACUUUAACAAAAUUUGUGAUAUAAUAGGCUAUUUUUUAAAUCAAAAAACAAGAAUUUGAGAUUUUGUUUUGCUAGCAGUGAAAAAAAAAGCCAUUUAAGCGCGCACGUGAUGGCGCGUACUGUCCAAUUACUUAGGCAUGACGCGUACUGUCCUAUCAAACUGUCCAAUUAAGGCUGAAAUCAGGGCAGUUGAUAGCCAAUCAGAUGUGAGAAUUUUGUUAUAGUUAUGAUUACUAUUGUUAUUGUAUAGUUAAGGUGCAAGACCUCUACCAAAAAACCGUGUAAGAUCAAUCGUGCUCAACGUCGGAUAAAAAAAAUCGCGAUCAUUGGCAUGAGAAGUAAUAAAAGUAUAAAUUUUUGUCAUAAAGACAACGGCAAGGACUGAUCAAACAACGUGAAUAGACGGUAGUUACAAUAUUUCGACUGGCCAAUACCAGUCUUCAUCAGGUUUAUUAGGAAGAUCACGGAUUAACAGAAAGGUAUAAUUGCCAUUAUCAUUAUUAUUAUUAUUAUUAUUAUUAUUAUUAUUAUUAUUAAGAGAUAACCUAUAGUUCAAACGAGCACGAAAACAAAAGCACAAAUACAGGCUCAAGAAACUCUCAUGUUUGAACUGCAACGAAACAAACGCAAGCGCGUGCGCAUGCGCCAAUUUAAGUGUUGGAUAUAUUUGUCUUGAACGAAGCAUUUACCUUGAACGGCUCUGGAUGAAUGAAUUUACUAUAAAAAAGAAAAGUUAUUUCCAUUAAGCCCGCCUCGUUGCCAGAGGUGAAAAUAUGGAGUUAAUUGUAUUUAUUAUGAAAGCCUGAAUUUUUUUCAGGCUAUUUAACCGUAUGUGGUGAUCUUUUCUGCAUGCAUUUCUUCAUCCUGCAGUUUAAAUAUAUGAAAUUCAUAUAUUCAUUAUUGCAUCUUCAUCUUUCCCGGGUAUACGCCAAUUGCACAUCUCCCAUAAUGCACCUUAUUUGCCCCCCAAAAUUUUGCCUAAGUAUUGUUUUCAAUUUCUCUUGGGACGGCUGUAAUACCCUAGCAAGCGAGAAGCAGACGUAUUUCCAGUCAUCUCUUCUCUCUUUUUCGGAGGGAGAGAAGCGACGACUGCACUGGUAUCGCAGUGGUCAGGGAUCCAAUCCCGGCAAGCAUAGCUGAAUCUUUUCAGGCUUUCUUUGCGCAACUGCAUAAGUUUCGUAUGUAACUGUGAUGAGGUUUUCUGCAUUUAUCUUCCUCAUCCCGCAGUUCAAAUAUAUGAAAUUCGUAUGUUAAUUAUUGAAUUUGUAAGUAUUAGUAAAAUGCUAGACAAGCUUGGAAUAUUUUCCACGGCUUUUCACCAUAAAACUUUUCUCACCUUACUGGUCACCAAGCAGUCAGGAAAUCCGGCUUUCUUUCUUGUUAAUACGCCAUUUGUAGUUAAAACAGUAUUGGUCGAUGUCACUACAUUCUCACACGGCGUCCAAACUCAACUAAACAUAAAUGUCGAGGAAAAGAAACGAUCAGGAGGCAAAAUGCCAGAUCUUUACGACGACGGUGAUGAAUACCAGUAACAACGAUGACAUAUUUCUAGAAGGUGAUGCAAAUCUGGUGACUUUAAACUGGCAGUCGCACAUGAAAUGAGGUUAAGCCGGUCGCCUUUUUGCUGCCAACCAAACAACGAUCUUCUCGUGAGACAGUACUUUCAGUAAAAGCCUUCUGCGAUUGGCUUCUGAAUUCUAUCAUGUGUGCAGGCGUGCGCGUACCUGUCAGUCAUUGCUAACUUCGCCCUUUUUGCACCAAUUUCAACAUUCUGCACUCAAUUUCACGUUUUUGCACAAUACUUGGGAUAAAUUGACACGUUAAUCACCAAUCAGAUUGCACAAAUUAUUGUAUGUAUAUUAUUAGCGUUGGAAUCGGACCAUAAUCAUGGGAGACGUCAUGAAUGUGUUAAACAAAGAGGCGUUGGUAACAAGGUGUUCGUACUGUAUUUACGGAACAGUGUUCUGAAAAAGAUUCCCUAUAUAUCACUAAUUCGCGACCCUCUUACCAAAACACUGACCAUUCAGACAGAAAAAAACUGCAGCGCCUUGGCUUUAUACAGAAAAUUGGAAACUGUAAAGGGAUCUGUUAUAUCAGCCUUCAGAAUGGGUUUUUUCUUCAAAAAUAUCAUAUUACCGGUCUUUGUUGCCCCUCCACAAUUUUGUAUAAGCAUUGUUUUCAAUUUCCCUCAGUGGGACUUACAAUCGCCCCAAGAAAAUUUGAAAACAACGUCUAUGCAAAAUGUUAGAGGAACAACAAAGAGCAUUAUGGAAUUCUUGAAAAAAGCCUUUUAGACUUACGAUGCACAAAAUUGCUCUUCUUAAUUUGCUUUAGACCGUGUUCAGCGCGGAGACAAAUAACCCAGUGGUACCUGCACUUACGUGGACUCAUAUAAGCUGUACCUACACAGCGUCUGGAGGCAGAUCGGAGAUCUACGUUAAUGGUGUACUUAAGAAAGAAGAGUUUACGGGCUCGGGAAUUCUGUCACAGGUAAAUCACUCAUUGUUUAUUAGUUUUUUAGUUUUAACAGAAUGUCAUAGCAAAGAGCAAGACUGUCUUGGGGGAAUUCAUGUCUGUCACAUUUCAUACGGUUAAUUUCCUAGAUUAUGGUAAUAAGGUUUGCGAACUUCUCAAGAAUCAGAAUUUCGUCUCUAAAAAUAAUUAUGAAAUCUACAUAUCCGAAAGGCCCUCCCUCUCUUCCUUUAUCCUAUCUUGCAAAUGAUUAACAAAGCAUGAAUUUCUUAAAUGAAAACAAAUUUGACUUGAAACUAUAAAGUAGCCAUCGCUUCUCCAAAUCGCCGGUAUUGAAAAAUUAAAUGGCUGAAAGAAAGCCAGCGUAGCCAGGAAGAAAAAAUAAAACUCUUAACACCUUGUCUGUGAAACAGUCGUCUACAUUGAAAAAUAUACCUCAUUAGCUUUCAUAGAAUUAGUUUUCUUUGUCCUUACUCGCGGCGUGGGGUAAAGGUAAAAUGAAUAAGAAGACGAAAGAAGUACGAACGAGCAACUCUGUCAAUCUACGGAGAGAUUACUUUAAUCUAGUCGUCCCUUAAUAGUCUGACCUACUCAUACAAUGCCGGUUUACUGAUUCUUCGAGUUUCUAGGACGUAUUGUGAGCAGGUCUACAUGCAUCAAACUGGAUCAGCUUAUUUUGCAUACAUCCAUAUUUUCUUCACUAUUUUCUCAAUUCUUAUGCUACCAAUAAAAAAAUUAAAAACAUCACAUUUUAUUAUAUGGCUGGCUCAACGAGCGCGCAAUAAGAGUGCCAAUACGAGCGCGCGUAUUGGCUUCCUCAACGCGGGCCAAGAUCAUAUAGGCCUGGAUUUUUCGUUCCGCUCCCAGAAGAAAAUCUUCUUUUUGUCAUAUGUUAAAUCCUUUUUUGGCCAAGCUUAUUCGAUCACGAUGGCUACACAUUGGCCCCGCUCAAAACACCAAAAAAACUUGGCUAAAAUGUGCAGCCAUAUUAACCCCAUGCACGCUUGAAAGUGCUGUGACACGGGAUUUAACCUAGAUGGCAAAAUCCCGAGGAGACAUCCUAGUAGCUCGCGCGUAUAUAUAGGAAAGUACUUACAGUUGAAAUAUGCAGUCGGUAUGCAGAAAGAAUCUCGAUUUGCUUGACAGGGGCCGCACGGAAUCGUUAGGUAAUGAUGACAUUCCGCAAGUCAAAAGAAAUAGUUAGAAUGACGUAAAACAGAAAAUGCCCUAAGGGGCCGCUUAGGUUAUCGAUUUUGUGACACUUAUCAUACAGUCAUUCUUCGAUACGCUUUUGCGUUACUUUUGUUCAAUGACCUUCUAAGGAGCAGCUGUUUUGAAAGUUAUGGACCGAAAGACAAUCGUUAAGCGCCGAUGAAGUUUCAAGGGGCGUGUAUCAGUGUAUAUAUAAACACUCGGAGGGUUUGCCAGGCACGAGUUUAUCAUUUACCAAUCUUUGAUUGGAAACGAUUUGCCAGACACAACUCACUUUGGGGGAAUAAGACUAAGUCCACAAACAAGCAAGUUUACCAAUGCAAACGAGUGCAUCAAGCUCGCUUAUCAGCAGAAUGAUGGACGAUUACAGAAAUUCGCCUACAAUUUAAUUCUGUACUGACGUAUUUCCUGCACACAGAUGUUCCUCUAUAAAGCCUUUUUUGAAGCAAAGUAUUGUCUUAAUAGUUCAAAAAAAAAAAGACUAGAACGCGAACGUGAAUUGAUCAAACCUUCAAUUUCUAGGGCUUACUUUCCGGCUAAUAAAAUGAACUGUAUGUAAAAAGUGCAAGAGAAAUUACAACUUCAAAUCAAAUCUUCUCGUGUAGUUUAAAAAACUUUCGAAACCGAGAAUGUUUGAUCAAAGCUGCGUAAAUCGAUAGGAAUAAGUGCAUGGAACCUUUCGUUUCCUGUUUUUAUCUCAGCUAUUGUAUGGAAUAUGUGUGAAAAUUUUCAUUAUGAAGCGGUAUAUUUCAAAGAACCCUGACACAAAGACCAUUAAUACAAUUGAACAACAUACAGAACCAUCUGGCAUCUGUAGUGUCAACAAUUACUAGUUUAAAGACCUUGAGUGUUGGUCCGGUAUUGCCUAGUCCCUAGGCCUAAUUAUUCCACGCAGCCAAAGCGUUUCGGGUCACGUGGUCCAAGCUAAGUGAAUUGACCGAGAGGGAUUGGGAAAACGCCGGGACUAGGCAAGGCAAGGUCCGGUCGGGGUUUAAACCCGCGACCUCUCGCCCAGCUUACCGGCGCUCUCUCAACUGAGUUAACCCGGUUGUCUGUUUGAUUCUUUCAGGACUGGGCGGGUAAAGUCAGCAUUGGAAAGUCUUAUGAAAAAGCAGCUGACGGAAAGUGGGUGGAAACUAAUCCGCUUUAUGGCGUUAUCGACGAAUUUUAUUUAUUCGAACGCCCGCUCAAACAAAACGAAAUCACCCUGCUGGCACAGACGUGCAAUUAUGAAAGAGCAGUGGUUCACUACGGCUUUGACCUAUUCACUGGUACAACGGUGUAUGACCAGUCGGGUCUGGCGAACAAUGGCUUAGCUAUCAAUGGGACAACUUCGUCUCUUAAUGGGACGUGUGGCAAGGCCGUUAAUAUGACCUUGGGACAAAUAAGGCUGCCUGGAGAUGCGUUCAGGGAGAAACCUCAAAAAGCCAUCACGAUAUCAGUAUGGGUCAAGCUACAAACAAACAGGUACGGCAAUAUUGAUGCUUAUACUUGGUGGAGAUGACUGUAUACGGUUUGCAAAUAUUCGGCCUGUUAGGUUCCAGAAUAACUCCCUGAUAAGAAACAAUUCAAGUGAGACCGCGAUGUCCCUUAGCAAGAGAUCGGGUAUUCAAUCCACUUUUCUUUUUGUCAGUAUAAUGAUACUUGUCAUGACUUCUAGCAAGUAGGGUUAUUUUAUUGUUGCUUGAAUACUGAGUAACUUCCUGACUUCCUGGACUUACGGUUUUCAUCCAUCCCCAUUCAUUUAUCAAAUUUAUAGGUCAGUCCGUAAUUUGAACAGGGUCAUGAAGCAUGUUCAAGCUUCUGUGGGGGUGGUCUAAAUAUCAAGCAGAUUCAGCAAAGACACCGUGGCGGCAGAGACGACGGUGCGUUCAGUCCUUUCUGCGCGCUUUAGCGUUCUCAUUUGAGGUUGUGAUAUCUUUACGAAAUCUACCUUUUUGUUGUCUUCUGAACCUAUCCCCAUCACCUGUCACACACCUGAGACUAUCCAAGGGUAAAACAACUCAUUUUCGUUUUUCGAAACCUUUUUAGGGUGCGUUCGAUGGAUCAUAUUCCGGAAUAAGUAUGUUGCGAACCUCUUCAACCACAUAUUUUUUUGACCACUGGUUUCAUUCAUCUUAAUUUUUGAUGUUCAUCAGAUUGCUGGAUUUCACCAUGCAAUGGAAGUCAAAACAAGUGAUUUUGUACUGUUUAAAAAACGAGCAGGAGUGUAUUAUCAGAAAAACUCGACGCGAAGCCGAGAGUUUUAUACCUGCUGAUAAUACACGACUGCGAGUUUUUUUAACAGCUUCAAAAGCUCUGAUAUAGAUCAACUCAUUCUUGCUCUAAUAUUUAGAUUUGGGGUUAUUUUGGUCUAAAAAACUGGACGUAAAGUUUAGCCGUGUCUUUAUCAGAUUUAAAGAUAUUGAUUUUCUUUGUUUUUUUCUUUGUAAAUUAGAAAUAAGUUUUUCAAUUAGAGUAUAUUCCGUGCAUUCUUCCGAAAUACUGUCAAUUGAACGUGCCCUUUGUGUAAAGCAGAUACAAGAGAGAAUGAUUCUCUCUUGGCAGAUAAUAUAACGGCAAAUUGUUUUGCCCUGCCACGAAUUUCUCUUUAGUUCGCUCGUAGAAACAUGAUUCAUAUCUUUUGCUUCUCUGGGCAAUUUUUCGCAGGGGUCGUCACGAGAUAUUCAACACAAUCGGUAGCCAUUCAGAUCACAAACACGAUCAGUACGACUUCGCAGUGCAGGAUGGGAAGGUUAUCUGGUAUCACCACCAAGAAAAUGACAAGGAAGUUUUCAAUGUCGUCACCCUUCCCUGCAUUCCGGCGCAUAACUGGACGCACAUAGCCGUCACGUAUGAUUCGCAAGCCAUGUUGGCCAUAGUUUACGUGAAUGGAAUUCUUGUGAAGGCGAAGUCAGCAAGUGGAGAUCUUUCCCAGGACUGGGGUCAUUUUGCUGGCAUUGGAAGACAUUUUUAUGAAGGGACUUUCUUGUCAGGACUAAUUGACGAAUUUAUAGUUUAUAACUAUGCCCUCAACGGCACGAUUAGGUAUCUAGCGCAAGGUCGCUGCUGGUGA
Messenger RNA from Porites lobata, 16546 nucleotides. The record is from the annotation of a GenBank genome assembly. NCBI's taxonomy places the organism in Eukaryota, Metazoa, Cnidaria, Anthozoa, Scleractinia, Poritidae.